This is a messenger RNA of Solea senegalensis (Senegalese sole), 2154 nucleotides long. RefSeq names its product zinc finger and BTB domain containing 25 (gene zbtb25). The transcript has 3 exons. Gene Ontology annotation, cellular component: nucleus. Gene Ontology annotation, biological process: regulation of transcription by RNA polymerase II. The record is from RefSeq and is a predicted model, not a curated record. Bases 88 to 1473 code for a protein of 461 amino acids. Gene Ontology annotation, molecular function: DNA-binding transcription factor activity, RNA polymerase II-specific; RNA polymerase II cis-regulatory region sequence-specific DNA binding; protein binding. Lineage: Eukaryota; Metazoa; Chordata; Actinopteri; Pleuronectiformes; Soleidae.
AGACGUGACGCGGAUCUAUGCGGGAUCACCUCCGCAGCAACAAAAUCUUCCCCGGUUCCGAGACAAUCUGGACAUUUGUGCGGGGUCAUGGAGGUGUCGUCUCACAGCCUCUUCCUGCUGCAGCAGCUCAAUGUUCAGAGAGAGUUUGGGUUCCUGUGCGACUGCACCGUCGCCAUUGGAAACGUCUACUUCAAAGCUCACCGCGCCGUCCUCGCCGCCUUCUCCAACUACUUCAAGAUGAUCUUCAUCCAUCAGUCCAGUGAGUGCAUAAAGAUCCAGCCCACCGACAUCCAGCCGGACGUCUUCAGCUACCUGCUGCACAUCAUGUACACGGGCAUGUGUCCCAAACAGCCGGUGGACCAGAGCCGUCUGCAGGACGGCAUCAAGUUCCUUCACGCCCACCAGCUGUGCCGGAAACCUGAGGAGGGCACCGCCGAUGGCACUGCCGAUGUGGUCCGCAUGUCCAACCUAUACGGCAUUCAGAUCUCCUCCCAGCUGGCCAACAAGGAGCUGUCCAGGGUCCCCAAGACAACCACAGUGUCCUGCAGUCCCCCUGACGAUGGACGGUCCUCUGGUCGUGGCGGGCGCUCCCAUUCACAGCUGUCCCUCACUGUUGGACUGGAAGGAGUUCCGUCAGACCGCCACGCCUCGACACUGCGCACCGUCUGUUCUGUGGCAUCUGGAGACGACUCGGACAUCUCAACUCGGAUCAAGCAGGAGCGGGUAGAGGACGAGGACGAGGAGGAGGACGCAGAGGGGGAGGAGGUUCUGGGGGCGGGGUCACCGUCUCCAGCACAGGGCAGCAGUCCCAGUCAAAGUCUCCUGUUUAAAGAUCACCCCCUGGUGCUGCUGUGUCCCCGCUGUGGAGAGCGUUGCUUGUCCUCCGAGGGCCUCCGCGAGCACCUGUUCAGCCACGCCCUUGACCCCUCCCGCCUCAUGGAGGGACUAACACACAGCAGGGUGCUGGACACUGGCGUGGAGGAGGGGCCUCCACGUGGGCAGGACCACAUGGACGCAGGAUGUCUGGAGGAAGCACUGAGGCAGAGCCAAGUGCUGGCCAAUCAGCUGGCUGCUGAGCUCAGAAGGAGUCGGGGGGGAGGAGGGGGGAACAGCCCCACCCCCGGUGUCCUACACUCCCGAAAACGUAAGAUCGCCUGCGCCGUCUGCAGCCUCCGCUUCUCGCACAAGAGCCAGCUGCAGGAGCACAUGUACACGCACACGGGCAAACCCUCCCGCUACCACCGCUACAACCGCCUCUGCAGCCAGCUCUUCCAGGCCUCCGCCCACUUCUGUGAGGGCGCUGCAGAGCCGGGGGGAAGGGGCGGGGCCUCAGCUGCCGCCACUGCUGCUGCACUCUCUGGGGAGGCCAACAGGGACGCUCAGGACAAUGGCAGCUCCUACUCUCUGGACUCAGAGGUUUCCCAGGAGAGCGUGGACGCUGUGGACGGCGUGGACGGUGUGCCCGUGGAGUGAUCAGGUCACAGCAAUGACACAAGUUCAACCACAAGGUGGCGCUUGUGUCAUUAGUAAUGACAACAUGAAGGUGUCAUCAGUAGUGUGACCACAGUGUGGUGCUAUCAUCAGCCAUUGUCACCAUCACAAUCCAUCAACUGCGAUCAAAUGUAGCCUAGGACAGAGACUCAAAGAGUCAGAGACUCAAAGAGUCAGCGACUCACAGAGUCAGCGACUCACAGAAUCAGAGACUCAUAGAGUCAAAGACACAAAGAGUCAGAGACUCAAAGACUCAAAGAGUCAGCGACUCACAGAAUCCGAGACUCAUAGAGUCAGAGACACAAAGAGUCAGAGACUCAAAGAGUCAGAGACUCAAAGACUCAAAGAGUCAGACUGAAAGACGUCAACUGGAAAAAUCCAGAAGGAACAUUUUAUUUUGAAAGGGUUACAGUGUUUAAAGAUGAUUAUUGAUCAGUCAAUGUCUGAUUGUUCACAUGUGACGUUGUGUUUUGUGUUAAAUCCAUAAAUCACAUCCGUCAUGAGAACAUAAACAAAAACAAACACGCAAACAAAUAAAAUAUGAAGUUUUUUUCUGAAUUUUGUGUAAACGUUUGUUUGGUUUAAUAAAAGUUCAAACGACAAAUCAUGAAUCAUCAUUAUUUCACUGAGUGACCUGCAGGUGUCAGCAGAGAGCUGAACUGA